Messenger RNA from Vigna radiata var. radiata (mung bean), 1990 nucleotides. RefSeq lists its product as uncharacterized. The record is from RefSeq and is a predicted model, not a curated record. Gene Ontology annotation, biological process: protein ubiquitination. Gene Ontology annotation, cellular component: membrane. Lineage: Eukaryota; Viridiplantae; Streptophyta; Magnoliopsida; Fabales; Fabaceae. The coding region runs from base 471 to 1295 and encodes 274 amino acids. The transcript has 9 exons. Gene Ontology annotation, molecular function: ubiquitin-protein transferase activity; zinc ion binding.
UUGGGAUAAAAAAAGAAGAGGAAGAAACAGAAGAAAAAUGACAUUAACAAGAACGGUGGUGAAAUAAGGAAGCAAAAGUAGAAUCAUAUUCAUGGCGGUCCCAACCUCUUCUCUCGCAAUCAACAUUCAUUCUUAUAAAUAAGACCAUUCUUCAGACAACAUAACAAAGGAAACUAUCAAAAUUCGCAUCUGUCAUUGUAUUUGCCUUACACAUCAGCCACACUCAAUCUCUUGCUUCAUUCUCAAACCUCUUCUUUCCCUCAAGUCUGUAGAAGGACAACUUUCCCCCUUCUUUUUUUAUCGCCAGUUCUCUGCAAAUAAAUGCAAAAAAGGUUUCAAAAAGCUUUCUUAGCUUCAACAAAAUGCGAUCCCCUUCUUAAUUUCUGAAGCAAAGUUACAUGGUCUAGAGGUUGUUUGGACAAACAAUCUAGAAUUUCCUUGGAGUGUAGCAUUCAGUUUUGGUAUUAAAGAUGGGGGAUCACUUUGAAUUACUGGUCGAUCGAUUGCUUACUGAAUCCACAUUAGAAGCUGCAAUUGAAAGCAGGAAUAAGUCUAUGUUGGCUGCAUCCUCAGCAGUGAAUGACGUGAAAAUUGAUCUCAAUUUGAUGAAAGUGGGUCUGGAUGAUAUAAAAUUUCCCGGGAAGCUGGUAGAAUGCAGGAUAUGUCAUGAUGACGAUGAAGAUACCAAUAUGGAGACACCCUGCUCUUGUUGUGGUAGUUUGAAGUACGCUCACCGUAGAUGUAUACAACGAUGGUGUAAUGAGAAGGGUGACACCACCUGUGAGAUAUGCCACCAGCAAUUCAGGCCAGGUUAUACUGCUCCUCCACCACUAUUUCAGUUUGGACGUAUUCCAAUGAGUUUCAGGGGGAAUUGGGAGAUUUCAAGAAGAGACUUGAAUAGUACACAUUUGGUUAGCAUGGUCCCCACUGAUCAAAACGUUAACACUUCUAACUAUGAUCAGUAUUCAGCCUCUGUUACAGGAAGUGUGAUUUGCUGUCGUUCGAUUGUUGUCAUUUUCAUGCUUCUUCUGAUUUUAAGACACACACUUCCCCUUGUAAUUAGUGGAAAUAAGGAGUAUUAUUUCCCACUCUUUUUGCUGUUGUUGUUUCGGACUGUGGGAGUUGUUCUUCCAAUAUACUUCAUGGUUAGAGCAGUGGCAUUAAUCCAGCGCCAUCGGAGACAGCAUCGAGAGCAUCUUAAUGCCUUGGCCAUUUCAUCUGACGAUGAAAGCGAGCAAGCAGAUUUGCAGCCUCAGCCUCAGCCUCAUAUCAUACAUUUACAGGAGCAGCAUUGAAGGUGUAGCUUUAAUUGCACUUGGAUGGAUAGGAUGAAUGCUUGAACCAAUAAUACACAACCAACCAAUUCCCACUGUUUAUUGCCAGUCAGUCCUCCUAUUUUCAUUAUUUUUAUCCCAUAUUUACAAAACGGGCUUUAAUAAAAUUUCUGUUUGAUAUUUUAAAAUUUGCUAUUGGAUAACAUAUACAGUUGAAUGGAUCUUUACAAUGGCAGAAGUACAAUUCGUAAUUCGUUGUUUAUGUGGCAUGUUUGACUGAGUGUAAAGAAAAUAGAGGAAAAGUACAGUCCAUCUAACUUAAAUUUUAUUACAAGAAUUAUUCUGGAGGAUGAAACUUAAAAUCUUAAUAAUAACAAUCAUUCGCAGACAAUUACCUUGUUGGAGAUUAAUAUAACUAGAAUGGAUUUAAUCAAAGAUAAUUUAACAAGGAAACUGAUAAAAAUAAAAGCUCAACCGAACCAUGAAGACCUUUAAAUGAUUUUAGACUUUGAUUUCAUUCAAAUGUUUGGUAAACGUGAAACCGUACUAUGUAAGUCAGGCCUUUUAGCUUAUACAGUUACUUUGAUAUUGAAAAAAUAACACCAAAUUACAAAGCAAAAAUGUUACAUGUCGCGUGCUCCUUUCCCCCCAAAAUCCUAGGUUGUAUAGUAGAUGAUGUGACUCAAGGCCAAAAAAAAAAAGGUGAAAGAAAAUAG